AUGGACAAAUUCUCUGCCUUUGGAAAGAACAUAAGUUCUGCUUUCAACUCAACCGUCUCCCCAUUUGCACAACGGAGUCAACAGUAUCUCAAGGAACAGUUCGGUGGAGUGGACGACAAGACCCAACUUCCUCCAGACUACGUUGAACUCGAAAAGAGAGUCGAUGCCUUGAAACAAGUCCAUCAAAAGCUCCUCGCUGUCACAAACCAGUACUCCAACGAGGCUUACGAUUACCCCCCUAACAUUCGUGAAUCCUUUACCGAUCUUGGGCGCAGCAUUUCCGAGAAAGUGACUCUGCUCUCUCAUGCUUCAAGUCCCGCCGAAGCACAAGCUGCCAUCACUGCUCCCCCCUCUGCGAAACCUCAGCCCAAGACUUUCAAUCAUGCCAUUGCACGCGCGUCCCUGGCUAGUUCUCAGCUUCUUCAGCAGACAAACCCCUCCGGUGACGAUCCGCUAGCCGCCGCGCUCGAGAAAUAUGCAUUGGCAGAGGAGAAGGUUGGAGAGGCUCGAUUGGCCCAAGACCAUGCAAUUCUCUCAAGAUUCCUGGCCGGUUGGAAUACUACAUUGAACACCAACAUCCAAUUCGCCGUCAAGGCUAGAAAAGCGGUCGAAAACAGCCGCUUACUGCUGGACAGCACCAAGGCGUCGAAGAAGAGCCAGGUCAUCGGCAGGGGAAUGAAUCCAGAUGAUGAAACCGCUUUGAGCGAGGAAGCACGAGCUGAAAUUGAGGCCAAGGAAGACGAUUUUGUUUCGCAGGUCGAAGACGCCCAAGGCGUUAUGAAGAAUGUUCUCGAUACCCCAGAACCUCUCCGAAAUCUGGCCGACCUAAUCGCGGCACAACUCGAGUACCACAAGAGAGCGUACGAAAUUCUCUCCGAGCUUGCGCCCGAGAUCGACCAGCUCCAGGUGGAACAAGAGAGCAACUAUCGUAAGAGCAGAGAGGGUGCUUGA
Molecule: messenger RNA, 951 nt
Organism: Capronia epimyces CBS 606.96
Lineage: Eukaryota; Fungi; Ascomycota; Eurotiomycetes; Chaetothyriales; Herpotrichiellaceae
Exons: 5
Coding region: 1-951 (316 amino acids)
Source: RefSeq, a predicted model, not a curated record